Prorocentrum cordatum is the source of this 1578-nucleotide messenger RNA. The record is from the annotation of a GenBank genome assembly. Lineage: Eukaryota; Dinophyceae; Prorocentrales; Prorocentraceae.
AUGGGCACUGUGACUGACACGGCAGCCAUCAUGUGGCUGGAGCGCGACCUGCAGAAGUUGAGGCUCAAGCUCAACAUUCAGAACUACCCGAGCCCGCUGCCCCCCCUGCCGUACCCGUACUUGCUGCAGCGGGCGAUGUUCAAGCCGAUAGGCGAGGCGCAGGUGACGCCGACGCAGAAGAUGGCGACCGCGCUGGGCCAGGCCUUGGCGCACUACGAGGAAGAGGGCACCAAGGCCAAGGAUAAGGCGAAGGAGAAGAAGGAUGACUUCAUGGGCAUCCCACUCGGCAAGCGCCCCGACGCGCUGGCGAGGGCAGUCCUGUUCCGCAUGUCGGAGGCCGUGGAGGACAAGAAGGACGCGGUGCUGGCGGCCGUGGAGCAGGGCAUCGAACCGCAGGCCGCCGAGGCCGCGCUGGACGAGCUCCUGAAGUUCGGGAAGAUGGUGCAGGACCCGCAGUUGAAGUUCGCGGCGACGAGGUGCUUCAAGGUGAAGAGCAAGAACGACGAGGGGGGCAUGGAGGCAGGAGAGUGCAAAUGGAUCUUCGCGGUGAACCACUACCCAGGGCUGAAGGAGUCGCUGAAGGUGCUGAGGCGCAAUGGCGCUCUGGCCGCUGUCGGGGCGAGCCUCCAGUGCGACAUCGCGACGAGGUCGACGGCGGCGAAGGAAGUGGAGUCGUUGGCGCUCAAGGGCGGCAAGGGGACGCAGACGAACAGGAGCAAGAAACUCAGGAAGAAGUCUGGGGCCUGCUCUCUCAAAGUCGACCUCUGGACCCGUCCCGUGGAGCGUCUGGGCCAGGAUUUCGAGGCGACUGCAGCCGCGGCGACGAAGAUCUUUCGGACGGAGGGCGUGUGCUCCUUGCCCACCGGCAAGACGCCGGAGUACUUCAUCAAGUGGGUUCAGAGGGCGCUUAAAGAGUGGUCGACGCCAGCAAUCCAAGACGAGGUGAAACGAUUCGGGCUGCUGCCAGAGAAGCCUGUACUGACGGGCCUGACCUUUGUACAGAUCGAUGAGUUUUAUCCUAUCUCGCCGGAACAGCACAACAGUUUCUACCAUUACGUCACGAAUUUUUACAUCAAGGGCUUUGGGCUUGACCCUAAUAAGGCGCUGCUGAUGGACUGCUCCAAGAUCGGCCUCGGCAGCGCCGGGCCCAGCUUCGGGCCGACCGGCGAGCCGCAGGACCACGUGAGCAUGGACAGGAUGGAGGAUGUCUGGCCUGACGGCAGCGUCGACCUGUCCCUGCGCUGGAGGGAGCCCGGCAACCACCUGGAGCGCGCCCAGCAGCGGGUGCUGCGCCAGGUGGACCAGUGGUGCGCCGAGUACGAGGCGAAGAUCCGCGCGCUGGGCGGCAUCGGCUUCUUCAUGGGGGGGAUCGGCGCGCCUGCCUCGCUCCGGGGGCUGGACCAGCUCAACUACCAGUCCCAGGCCGCCGCGGCCGGCGACCUGGGGGGCAUCGAGGCGGUCCGCCGCCGGAAGGUCAUCACCAUCGGUCUGGGGACCAUCACCUACAACCCGAAGUGCGUCGCGCUCAUCCCCGGGGGGGGGAGAGGGGAGAGGUCUCGGCGGCGGUGCAAGUUGUAG